This is a messenger RNA of Owenia fusiformis, 964 nucleotides long. Lineage: Eukaryota; Metazoa; Annelida; Polychaeta; Sabellida; Oweniidae. The record is from the annotation of a GenBank genome assembly.
GUUCUUUAGAUCAUUUUUGUUUAUUCUUGAGUACAUUUUCAUGUCAUGUGAUUUGCAUAUUAAAACGAAAGUAAGGUACACAAAACCAAAAGGCAUCAUUAACAACAUAGCUUCUGUUGCAUAAUUUACUCACAGCAAUGUCACAUGACUUAGAAUUAAUAGAAAAGGAUGCAAACAAUAAUGAUAAGAAUGAAACUAAUAGGAACGCUGAAGCUGAUGACCAAGAGCAACUCAUCGAUUGCUCAGAAUCUGAAAGUUCUGACACAUAUAAAAAGAAGAAAUUCAACUUUGGAAGAGCGAAAGCAAUUGUAAUAGGCAUUGCAAUUAUCGUAGUGAUGCUUCUUGUUACAACAGUACCUCUGAUCAUAAAAGGUACAGGCAAAGACAGACAACUUUCCCAACAUGGACAAAUCAAUGUUGCAAAUGAUGAUAAUGAAGAACAAAAAGUGACUACAGAAAAUACUUUGGAUUAUGUGCCAACAAUUCAUAGAAACCUGGAACAUAAAAAUAUAAGCUACACAUCAAACGGAACAAAGGCUGACAUGUGUAAAAUUCAUUCACAUAUCUUACCUAACACAUGUAAACUUUGGGCCAAUUGAUUCAAUUCAAAAAUAGAAAGUUUUUGUAGACCUGUACAAGAGUGAACAUUAUAUGCUAUGCAACCAUGUGUGCUGGUCAUACUAUCAUCUAAAGCUAAAAAGAAAUAGUUUAGCUAGACACAAAGCAAAAUGAAACCGAUUUGAUAUAUAAAAAUAUCAGAAUAUCACAUAAUCUACUUAACUGUCUACUAAUGUUGAAUAUAUAUCAUGUAAAUCAGGCAUACAUGUAAUUACAAUGCUUACAUAUCUUAUCAAAUACAUGUACUGUAUGUCAUAUAGUAAUACUUUAUAUAAAUAAAUCAUUCUUGUCAUUUCAGUUUCUUUUUUUAACUUACGAAUAUAUGUUUUGUAUGGAUGCCAUUUAC